UGAAACCACGUUUUCCAUUUGUGCCAUCCUCUGGCCCUCCCUUCCCUUUCCCUCCUUCACCCUCCUUACUUUCAUGCUUCAAAUCUUCAAAUCCAUCCAAUAUAUCUAAACUCUUCUCCAACUUCCUUCUUUACGCAUUCCGCCAUCUGGAAACACCACACCGCCACACCUUAUUUUCAUUAGCCUUCUGUGGCGUCGCCGAGCUGACAACCUAAAUAAACAGCGACGUCUAAGCAGGGCUGCGCGAACGAAUUUAGGGGACCGACCAUCUCUGUACGUCAGAAAUAGUAAACAGAAGCUGAAUACACCUUGAGAGAGCAUUUGUAAAGUCCGCCGCCACUUGCGCCCUCCGUGGCUCCUUCGCAUGACUGCGCCCAGACUUCCUCAAGGCAACAACUCAUCCGGGAUCCGAGGGUUGCGCGCAAAACAUUUCCUGGACGACAGAGAACGCGCCAGCUGUCAAUGAUCGUUGGAACCGCUGCGAAAUGGCCGGCUUGGAGCAAUUAGAGAUUCAUAGCAAGUCGUACAUUGUUCGUUGGGUCAAAAUUGAGGAAGGCCAUACGAUAUCCUGGAAUGUUCAACCUCACAAGAAGUCGAUAAACUUUGGAAUAUUCAAGCAUCCUGGAGGGAGUAGCACCGGAACCGCACAGCAUCUAGACGAUGCUACUGCCUCCCUUAUUCAUCUCGAUGCUGGUGUCGACAAGUUAAGACGCCCCUCAAAUGCUACGAAGAACGACGAGUCUACGGCCCAGGAACAGUUGAGAGCGAAAGGCUUCAUUUCGAUACAAUGGUAUGGCAAAUACGAUGCGGACAAGGUGUCGACGGGGACAUUUUCUGUUACGAAAGGACAAGGUGGAAUGUACGGCCUCGUAUUUGACAAUACCUUUUCGAAACAAUUUUCGAAAUCUGCUACUUUCGUCCUUCUCACAUAUCCUUCCAAUGCACCUCCACACACCACGCAUCAGUUGUCCAACCUCGCAUCUUCAAUGAGCACAACAGGGAUAGGGAAUGCAAGCAAAGGAGUAAGCCCUCAUUUGGGACCGUCAGCUUCGGAUUCGGUCGACAGCCUACAAAGUCACCUUGGACUUGGGACUGGUGGCAGCAGGGGCGGUUCUGUUCUGGGGAGGAACGGGAGCGACAAUGGACUUGCUACAUACCAUGUGGGAAUCCUGUCAAAACGCCGGCGGAAACGAGGGCAAGGCUAUGCUAGACGUUUCUUCUCACUGGAUUUCGCAUCGUGCACUCUAUCAUAUUAUUACAGCCGUAACUCAUCCGCGCUCAGAGGUGCGAUUCCUCUGAGCUUAGCUGCUAUUGCUGCGGACGAGAGAAGGAGAGAAAUAAGCAUCGAUUCGGGGGCCGAAGUGUGGCAUUUGAAGGCUGGCAAUGCAAAGGAUUUUGAUGAGUGGACUAGAGCUCUAGAAAAGGCAAGCAAGAGUGCUCGAGGACUGGAGCCCGAGUCUGCCCCGGAUUCCCCUGAGCAACGGUUAAGGGUCAGAACGACUGGAUUACAAGCUCCAAGUUCGACUCGAGAAGAAGAGCGAGAAUGGGAGCAGGUUGAAUCACUUGUGAGCAGGAUUGUAGGAACUCGAGAUGCUGUCCGUCGACUCUCGAAGGACACCGCUCCUGGAGCCACAAAGAGGCUUGCACUUGCAGGAUUGGGACUUUCGACAGGAAGUAGCCCCAGUAUCGAUGAGGGUAGCGAUUACUUCGCAACGCCCCCUGAAAAGAGACCAUUUUGGAAGAGGAAAGUCAGCACACCUUCAACACCGCAACUGGUCCAGCGAGGUAUCUCGUCACAGCUUGCAGUUCCUGCACCCGCAACCGUAACGACGAUUACCGCUAAUGGGAGUGUCACGCCCUCGUCACGAAGAGGUAGGCACUCUUCUCAGCUUGACGAACCCAGUAUGCAUGAGCACUGUGCUGCGUUACUCAAGGACCUGGAUGACGUUCUCAACGAUUUCUCGACAUUGCUAUCCAAUAGUAAACGUCGAAGGAUGCCUGCCCCUGUUUCUGCUACCAGGAACAGCAUGGAUUCAACCUCAACCGGCGAAUUCUAUGAUGCCGAGGCUGGGGAUGGUGAGCGCUCGCAAGUGUUUGUGAUCGAUCGCCAGAGUGAGGAAGACACUCAGCUGUCAGAAGCGGAUGAUGAAUUUGUGACCGACGCUUCCUCAAUAUCUUCUCACGAGGAGGAUUCGUCCGCUCAUCUCCAAGGCUCAGCAGCACUUUUCCCUCUCAAACCAAAGUCAUUAGAUCCCCUUCCCAUUACCACGUCCAUCAAACGAAGGAAAAUCGUGCCUCCAGCAACUACAAUGCCUCCUAGCUUGAUCGGUCAUCUCCGCAAAAAUGUUGGGAAAGAUCUCAGCACUCUCAGUAUGCCUGUCAGCGCCAACGAACCCACUUCACUCCUCCAACGUAUCGCCGAACAAUGCGAAUACUCCCAACUGCUCGACACAGCCGCCUCCCAUAAAGUGCCAACGCAGCGUAUCCUCCAUGUUGCCGCCUUCGCCGUCUCACAAUUCAGUAUCAACCGUGCAAAGGAACGAGCCAUCCGCAAGCCCUUCAAUCCCAUGCUAGGGGAAACGUUCGAACUUGUAAGGACAGAAAAGGAAGUACCAGGUGGAUUUAGACUCCUGGUAGAAAAGGUAUCUCACCGUCCCGUCAGAAUGGCCAUCCAAGCCGACUCAGCACGUUGGUCAUUAAGUCAAUCUCCCGCGCCAACGCAGAAGUUUUGGGGGAAGAGUGUGGAGCUCAUUACCGAGGGCCGCGUGAGGUUAAACUUGCGGUUGCUCGAUGGGAGCGAUGAAUUCUACAGCUGGAACCUCGCCACAGUUUUCUUACGGAACGUAGUCAUGGGCGAGAAAUAUGUCGAGCCCGUCGGCAGCAUGACUAUCACAAAUGAAACCACUGGCGCAAAAGCCACCAUCGAAUUCAAGCAAAAGGGGAUGUUCAGCGGGAGAAGCGAAGAUGUGCAGAUCGAGAGUUACAAUCCCGACGGUGUGCAUACUGGCGUUGGCUUGACUGGAACCUGGACCACGAAUCUCCGGAGCCUGGAAGCUGGAAAGGCUGCAGGAGCGGAGAUCUGGCAUGUUGGUGAUCUGGUCGAGAACGCUGCGCAGACGUAUGGUCUUACGACUUUCGCUGCUGGUCUCAAUGAAAUCACGGAGCUGGAAAAGGGAAAGCUACCUCCGACGGACUGUAGAUUGAGACCUGAUCAGCGGGCAGCGGAGAUGGGUGAUCUGGACACUGCAGAGACGUGGAAGGCGACACUGGAAGCUUCACAGAGAGUUAGGAGGAAGGAGGCUGAGGAAAGGGGUCAGCCGCAUAUGCCGAGGUGGUUUGUGAGGGUGGAGGGCGGGGAUGAUGGUGAGGAGGUGUGGAAAUUGAAAGGUGGGAGAGACGGUUACUGGGAAGAACGACAAAGAGGAAAGUGGACAGGCGUCGAGAAUAUCCUGGCUGGGUAGCUGAGUGACAGGUGAUGAUGAUCAUUUUGCUUGUUUAGCGAUACACAUUCUUGAAUCUUUGACAGGGCUCGUGAGGCGUUAUGGAGAAGCGAGGGAAAAAUAACGGGUUGCGGUUUGGAUUAGACAGCGCGUUUGGAGUAAUGAAUUGGAUUGCCGUUGACUCUCGG
Messenger RNA from Hyaloscypha bicolor E, 3628 nucleotides. RefSeq names its product oxysterol-binding protein. The transcript is spliced from 3 exons. Gene Ontology annotation, cellular component: cytosol; intracellular membrane-bounded organelle; plasma membrane. NCBI's taxonomy places the organism in Eukaryota, Fungi, Ascomycota, Leotiomycetes, Helotiales, Hyaloscyphaceae. The record is from RefSeq and is a predicted model, not a curated record. The coding region runs from base 486 to 3461 and encodes 991 amino acids. Gene Ontology annotation, molecular function: sterol binding. Gene Ontology annotation, biological process: piecemeal microautophagy of the nucleus; maintenance of cell polarity; exocytosis.